GCGGGCCCGGGGCCGCAGCCCGCGGCGGUUGGGGAUUCACAUGGAGCCGCGCCGCGGAGCGCCGCCGUCUUCAGCACCAAGAACAGCUACAAGUGCGGCGCCGCGCCCCCGCCGCGCCCUGCCCGCCCCGCCGGAGCCGCGGCGAGGGGAGGAGGAAUAAAGAAGGAGACAGCGGAGCAGGUUCGGCUUGGCUAGCCGCGAGUGUUAUGCAGCACUACGGAAGCCGCUCUCCCGGAUACCUGUCCCAGGCUGAGCUCCGGCAUGCGAAGCUGACGCUACUGGGGGAAGCGAUUUGAGACGAGGCUUGUGCAGAAAUUACCUCAUGCUAUUCCCGAUCGGCGCCGAGUAUUAAUUCCAGUGACCUCUACAGUAAUAUGGAUAUGCAACUCUUUUCGAUCAAGGAACCAGUCAGAUCACUAGAGACAAAGUACAUAUCUACAGAUGAGCCUGUUGCCUGGAUUUUCUGUAUAGGCAAUGAGAAGUACCUCAGCUGUAGGGCAAAAUACAAGGACACAAGCUACUGACCUCCUCUUAACAGCAGGACCAGACAUACUACCCUACACUUCACCAUCAAUUAAGAGCAAUUGAAAACCUCUCAGAAAACCUGAUCAACUAAUAACAUCAGCGGACAUCUUUUGUAAAACACGUUUUAUGUACUUCUGCUGAGAUCCUUUUUCUACCUACCACAUGGUUCUAUAUUACUUACUGGGCACUGAUGGUAGCCUCCAGAAAGUGCAGCUUCAAAUGGUCACCCUCAUCCUUUAGCAAGAAGAAAAUCUGGAUACUGGAUAGCAACAACGUCUUCAGAGAAAAUGGUAUACGAAGGAAAACGAUUAGUUUCCUGCCAUUGUUUCUUCCUGUUAGCAGCCAAAUUCUACUGGAUACUCACCCUGAUGCAAAAAACUCAUGGCCAGGAAUAUGCUCACUCCAUCCGACUGGAUGGGGACAUCAUCUUGGGAGGACUGUUCCCUGUUCAUGCAAAAGGGGAUAGAGGGGUGCCUUGUGGUGAGCUCAAGAAGGAGAAAGGGAUCCACAGACUAGAGGCAAUGCUGUAUGCAAUUGAUCAGAUUAAUAAAGACCCUGAUCUUCUUGCCAAUAUCACCUUAGGUGUCCGGAUCCUUGACACGUGUUCCAGGGACACUUAUGCGUUGGAGCAGUCCUUAACAUUUGUGCAAGCAUUGAUAGAAAAAGAUGGUUCAGAUGUGAAGUGUGCUAAUGGUGACCCACCUAUUUUCACUAAGCCAGACAAGAUAUCAGGUGUGAUAGGUGCUGCAGCAAGUUCUGUGUCCAUUAUGGUCGCAAAUAUUUUAAGACUUUUUAAGAUACCUCAAAUCAGCUAUGCAUCUACAGCUCCAGAACUGAGUGAUAACACCAGAUAUGACUAUUUCUCUCGAGUGGUCCCACCGGACUCCUACCAAGCACAGGCCAUGGUUGACAUUGUGACGGCCCUCGGGUGGAACUAUGUCUCAACGUUGGCUUCUGAAGGGAACUAUGGAGAGAGUGGUGUGGAGGCAUUCACCCAGAUCUCCAGAGAAAUCGGAGGUGUUUGCAUUGCUCAGUCACUCAAAAUCCCUCGGGAACCAAGACCAGGAGAAUUUGAAAAGAUCAUCAAACGCUUGUUGGAAACUCCAAAUGCUCGAGCAGUGAUCAUGUUUGCGAAUGAAGAUGAUAUUAGGCGAAUACUGGAAGCAGCCAAAAAAGCUAAUCAGUCUGGACACUUCCUCUGGAUUGGCUCAGAUAGCUGGGGGUCAAAAAUCUCACCAGUUCAGCAACAGGAGGAGAUUGCAGAAGGAGCAGUAACCAUCCUGCCCAAAAGAACAUCAAUAGAUGGAUUUGAUAGAUAUUUUCGGAGCCGAACACUUGCUAACAAUCGAAGAAAUGUAUGGUUUGCAGAAUUUUGGGAGGAGAACUUUGGAUGCAAGUUAGGAUCACAUGGAAAAAGAAACAGCAACAUCAAGAAAUGCACAGGCUUAGAAAGAAUUGCAAGAGAUUCAGCCUAUGAGCAAGAAGGAAAAGUUCAGUUUGUAAUUGAUGCAGUGUAUUCCAUGGCCUAUGCACUACACAACAUGCAUAAAGAUCUCUGUCCUGGAUAUAUUGGUCUAUGCCCGAGGAUGAGCACAACUGAUGGUAAAGAACUACUGAGCUACAUCCGAGCAGUAAACUUUAAUGGGAGUGCUGGAACACCUGUUAUCUUCAAUGAAAAUGGAGAUGCUCCUGGACGCUAUGAUAUUUUUCAGUAUCAAAUCACCAACAAGAGUACAGAAUACAAAGUAAUUGGUCAGUGGACUAACCAACUUCAUCUAAAUGUAGAAGACAUGCAGUGGGCUACUAAAGAACACACUCAUCCAGCAUCUGUCUGCAGCCUGCCCUGUAAAGCCGGGGAAAGAAAGAAAACUGUGAAGGGAGUGCCCUGCUGCUGGCACUGUGAACGCUGUGAGGGGUACCAUUACCAGGUGGAUGAAUUCAACUGUGAACUGUGCCCUAUUAAUAAGAGACCAAACGCCAACCGUACAGAUUGCCAGCUUAUCCCUAUAAUCAAACUGGAGUGGCAUUCUCCUUGGGCCAUUGUGCCUGUCUUCAUAGCUAUUCUUGGUAUAAUUGCCACCACCUUUGUGAUUGUGACAUUUGUCCGGUACAACGACACACCAAUUGUCAGAGCCUCUGGACGGGAGCUUAGUUAUGUGCUCUUGACUGGGAUUUUUCUCUGUUACUCCAUUACUUUUUUAAUGAUUGCAACUCCUGAUACAGUGGUCUGCUCGUUUCGAAGGAUCUUUUUAGGACUCGGCAUGUGUUUCAGCUAUGCUGCCUUGCUUACCAAAACAAACAGGAUUCACAGAAUAUUUGAACAAGGUAAAAAAUCUGUCACAGCUCCCAAAUUUAUUAGUCCGGCUUCCCAGCUGGUGAUCACUUUCAGCCUCAUAUCCAUGCAGCUUAUUGGAGUCUUCAUAUGGUUUGCUAUCGAUCCACCACACACCAUCGUAGACUAUGGAGAGCAGAGGACACUUGAACCAGAAAAUGCCAGGGGAGUACUCAAAUGUGACAUUUCAGAUCUUUCUCUCAUUUGUUCCCUUGGAUAUAGUAUUCUCUUGAUGGUCACAUGCACUGUUUAUGCUAUUAAAACAAGAGGGGUUCCAGAGACCUUCAAUGAAGCAAAACCCAUUGGAUUUACUAUGUACACAACCUGCAUAAUUUGGUUAGCUUUUAUUCCAAUCUUUUUUGGUACGGCCCAAUCAGCAGAGAAGAUGUACAUCCAGACAACAACACUUACUGUCUCCAUGAGUUUAAGUGCUUCUGUAUCUCUGGGCAUGCUCUACAUGCCCAAGGUUUAUAUUAUCAUUUUUCAUCCAGAGCAGAAUGUUCAAAAACGGAAGCGGAGCUUCAAGGCUGUAGUGACAGCUGCCACAAUGCAAAGCAAACUGACCCAAAAAGGAAAUGACAGACCAAAUGGCGAGGUCAAAACUGAACUGUGUGAAAGUCUUGAAACCAACACCUCCUCUACCAAGACAACUUAUGUCAGUUACAGCAAUCAGGCAAACUGAGCAGGGAUGAAAUUCACUGGAAGACCUGCAGGAUGGAAUCUUGCAAACAUAGACUUUACCACCACCAGAAUUCAGUCAUGGAAAUACCAGUAGACUACAUUCAAAUCAAUAGUCAGUCUCCCAAAGGACAAGGAUUAAACAAGAGGCAAAAGGCAAAAAGAGACAGGGGAAGGAAAAGUCCAGUUUUAUAACAUAGAGACAGAGUGUCAAGCUUCUGAACUGUUCAUUCACAAAAAGAAGCAAAUCACAAAAGGAAAACAAAUGUUAGCUUGUGAAAAAAAAUGCUGUUGAAAUAAAUCAUGUCUGAUGUUAUAUUUGUAAGUACUUUUUUGUGAUUGUGACAAUUUCCUUUCCUGUCCUACAUUGUUCAACUCGUAAAAGAAGAUGAAUUUGUUUCUUGUGAUGGCUGACUGAAUUAAGUCCUGGGUUAUGCUAAAAUAAAUGCAAUGGUCAACGCAUGCUAAUUUUUAUACAAAAUAAUUUAUUUCUAAUAAUAAAGGAAUGUUUUGCAAAUGUUGAGACUUGUUUUGUUGCAGUUUUAAGGGAAGAAAUCCUUACAGUCUUGUCUAUUGUUUGUUUAGAAUGUGCAGUAAAGGUGAGUGUACAAAUAAAAUAAUACUCGUGGCAUCAGAGGAAUGCAGUGUAAACUCUAAGCAUGUGUGUGUGUGUGCGCACAUGCGUGUGUGUAUGUAUAUGCAUGUCUGCAUGCAUGUGCGUGUGUGCGUACUCUGCAGUGUGUGAUUUAUUUGUUCAAAACUUUGUAACUAUAUUUUCUAAUGGAAGGAUUUUUUCUCCCUUCUCACCCUCAAAGUAAGUGCAUUUUAUAUGUUUGUAAAGUGAAGGAGUCCUGACAGUAAUUAUUUUGUAUGAUUGUAUUAUAUUUUGGAACCUCCACUAAUAAUUUUGAUCCUUUCAUUUCUGGAACUUACAGUUUGUAAGACUUUAUGACAGCUAGACUGGAUUAAGCUGAAAGUCUAUUCAGCCUAGUAUCCUGUCUCUGACAGGGGAAUGUAGCAGAUGCUUAUCUCAAUAAAGGUGACUUUGAAAUAACAGGAAAGAAAUCAAUGGCAAAUUUGGAAAGCAGUAACCUAGUGGAUAUAUGUACUAUUGCCUUAUAAACACUUAAAAAUCAAAGAAAUAAGUGUCCAUCUACAUUCUUCACAUCUUGUAACUCCCAUGUCAAAUGGUUGUGUGUGCAUAGGAAAUGAUUAUGCAAAGAGAAAGAGAAAUUUGUAUAGAUAUCCAUCAUGUUAAAAAAAACCUCCAAAGACGUUAAAAAAAGCAAAACAAAACAAAACAGCUAGGGAUUUUCCAUUUUGUUACUAUAACUGUGAUGUUUUUUAAGACUUUUUCACUCCAUACAAUAUUUACCAUUCAUUAAGUAAAUGGGUCUUCACAAUCCGUUGAUUAUUAAAUGUUAUUUCUCCUGAAUUAGCCUGGAUGGCUCCUUGUGCUUUUUUCUUCAAAGGAGCUGUAUUUUUUCUAAUAUAUUUUAAAGAAGCUUUGGUGUGUCCUAAAUUACAUGAAUGAAAGUUGACAUAUCUGAAACUGAAUCUCUUUCUGUUACAAUGUUUAAACUCCGGCAUAGUCGGAAAACUGUGUGACAGUGAAUUUCCUUUUUCAAAAUAUUUGACAAUAUUUCAAAAAAUAUUGACAACAUAGUUUGUUUUCCCCAGCAUUUAAAUGCCUGAAUUAUUAACCAAUGAUUGCUGUGGUAUAUUGUGGUAUUGUGUGUUUGGUGUGUGUGUGGAUAUAUUGCGUGAAAACUCCUUUUUCAACUAUGCCACAAGCACAUCAAUACCAAACCUAUAUAGUAACAUAUGCUUAAUUUUAAACAUAUGAGUAAUGCAGCUAAAGCAAUGAGACAUGCAAAAAUUUUUUUUCACAAAAAUAGUUUUCUGUUUUUUUAGUGAAUAUCUCAUAAAAUUGAAGGAGGUUUUGGUGAAAAUGAAUUGAUUAGAUCAUUGUUUUAGCAUGACAGACUCCCAUGUCCAUGAUGGAUUUCCUAAGAGAAAGAGACAAUCUGUUUCAUCUGAAAAGCAAUGUUUGGCAUUUUUUCUUUUCAAGAAACCUUUGAAAAGCUUAGUUUUCAAUUUAUAACAAAAAAUGUUUCAAAUAUUUUUUUCUGUAAUAUCUAUACAUAUAACAUAAGCAUAACAAUAUGCAUUUGAAAAAGCAGUACAAAAGAAUUGCCUUUAAAACAUUUUCCAUAUACACAUAAGCAUAAUUUACAUACACAUAAAAAUUAGUAUAUGAUAUAUAAUUAUAUUUCAGUUUCACAGUAGUCCAAAGAAAAUGUUAUUCUGAACAGAUUUACCAAAACCAGUGUAGUCUUUUUCUGGUUGAACAGUAGGGUAAAAAUGAAAUGUAAAUUAUUCUAUGCAUUUUGGAUGUCAUUCUGUGAAACAUGGAGUGCAUUAAGCCUAUGAGUCUCACUGGUAUUAAUGUAACUCAUCAGAUAAAUGAGCACACAGUAUGAGUUGCAGAAUGAAUGGGGCAUUGUCAAAAUACAAUGGAACAGCACUGGUCUACAGGUUUCACUUCUAUAGAGUAGCUAUGUGCUGUUUAUGCAUUUGCAUAGAAAGGUGCAUAUCUAUCUCCUGUAACUGUGAUUAAAAGCACAUUCUUCUCUUG
Molecule: messenger RNA, 6173 nt
Organism: Falco peregrinus (peregrine falcon)
Lineage: Eukaryota; Metazoa; Chordata; Aves; Falconiformes; Falconidae
Gene: GRM8
Product: glutamate metabotropic receptor 8
Exons: 13
Coding region: 813-3539 (908 amino acids)
Biological process (GO): G protein-coupled glutamate receptor signaling pathway; regulation of synaptic transmission, glutamatergic
Cellular component (GO): membrane
Molecular function (GO): group III metabotropic glutamate receptor activity
Source: RefSeq, a predicted model, not a curated record